CUGAUGAUGGAAGAAAAGGCAACCAGGCAACCCAGUGCUCUAGUCUCCCUGCACCAUGGAUGGCCAGCCAUCUGACCCUUCACCCUUGGUGCCUCUUGGCAACAUGUCAACAGACUCUAGCAUGUCCCUGGAGCAGAAGACAACCUUCGUUUUUGUGGUUUUAUUGUUUAUUUUCUUGGGCAUCCUCAUCGUCAGGUGCUUCCGGAUUCUGCUGGACCCGUAUCGGAGCAUGCCAACCUCUACCUGGGCUGAUGGCCUUGAAGGCCUGGAGAAAGGGCAGUUCGACCAUGCUCUGGCUUAGCCAGGGGGAAGCAGGGCCUCCUCCUUAGGAGGCAGACAGCUGCAUGGGGUGAUAAUGAGUCACUUUAACCAAUGGUCUGAACAAAUCAAACUCUAACACUGUCUGGUCCGGGACUCACACUCCAUUAAGCUAUAAUCAUACAGCAGGAUUAAAGGCAUUUGAGGAAGUUGGAAAUGCAGGUUUCUGCUGCUAAUCCCAAACGGGAACUUUUACAUUUCUGUGUAUACUCAAGCACUGAGGAUGUAUGAUCAUGACGCCCAGGACACAAAACGAUGCACUCCGUAAUCCGACCAGAGAAGAAGAGUGGGAAGGAACCGAUCUGAAGCUGGAGACAGGACCAGAAGAGACUGACUUGUUCUAGCCAUAUCUCCUCUUGAUUGAUUUCCCCGGCCUCUGGCCGAGAGCGGAAGAAGCUUUCGAGGAGACCCCAGCAUGUUCCAGAGCAGCAACUUGGAGAGCAGUGGGGAAGACUGAGAAGUGAUGUCUCUGUUGUUGGUAGAAUAUGGGAAUGAGGGGAAUAGCUUAUUUUCACAUAAAAACUGAAUUUAAAAGCUGUAGGAUUUUAGAAACUAUUUACCAAGCCAAGUACAUUCUCCGUAUACACAUUAGUGACCUGUGUAGAGAUAACUAUACAUAACUUGAAUUUCCUUUAUUUAUGCAAAUGAUUGAAAAAUAGAUUGUGUUGCUACAGUUUUUAACUAAAGAUUGUUUAGAGGAAAAGACUUUUAUAGUCUCGAGAGGAAUGUAUGUUUAUGACUGUGUAGAUUCACUAAAUAAAACUUUUCAGAAACAC
Messenger RNA from Ochotona curzoniae (black-lipped pika), 1094 nucleotides. RefSeq names its product cortexin 3 (gene CTXN3). Bases 56 to 301 code for a protein of 81 amino acids. The transcript has a single exon. The record is from RefSeq and is a predicted model, not a curated record. Lineage: Eukaryota; Metazoa; Chordata; Mammalia; Lagomorpha; Ochotonidae.